UUCACCUUUCCACACUUCUUCCCGUCUCCGGUGUGAUGCCCGCCGGGAUGUUCAGCAUAGACAGCAUCCUGUCCGGACGGCCGAGCUGCAAGGAGCCGCUGCUGUUGCACCGCAGCGGCCCGGUGGUGCUGUCCGCCGGCCUCACGGACUCUAUCUACACCGACUACAACGGACUGUACUCGGCCACGUGUGGGCCCUCUCCUUCCGGGAUUCAGUCUGUGAACGGGACCAGGAUAGGAUAUAACGGCUACUACUACGGACAGCUUCAAGUCCAGGGCGCCGGAGGAGGGCCGCCGUGCUGCGGCUCUGUGCCCGGCCUCAGCACGCAGCAGUGCCCUUGCAUCCCGGCAGCUUACGACAGCCCGGGCUCGGUGCUGAUCUCCCCGGUCCCCCAUCAGAUGAUGUCCUAUAUGAACAUGGGCAGCCUGUCGCGGACCGAGCUGCAGCUCCUCAACCAGCUGCACUGCCGCAGGAAGCGGAGGCACCGCACCAUCUUCACCGACGAGCAGCUGGAGGCUCUGGAGGGCCUCUUUCAGGAGACCAAGUACCCGGACGUCGGCACACGGGAGCAGCUGGCCCGCAAGGUGCACCUCCGGGAGGAGAAGGUCGAGGUUUGGUUCAAAAACAGACGCGCGAAGUGGAGGAGGCAGAAACGCUCUUCAUCAGAGGAAUCAGAAAACUCUCAGAAAUGGAACAAAUCCGCCAAAACGUCCGCGGAGAAAACGGAGGAGAGUAAAAGCGAGGUGGACUCGGACAGCUGA
Molecule: messenger RNA, 761 nt
Organism: Seriola dumerili (greater amberjack)
Lineage: Eukaryota; Metazoa; Chordata; Actinopteri; Carangiformes; Carangidae
Gene: gsc
Product: goosecoid homeobox
Exons: 3
Coding region: 36-761 (241 amino acids)
Biological process (GO): regulation of transcription by RNA polymerase II
Cellular component (GO): nucleus
Molecular function (GO): DNA-binding transcription factor activity, RNA polymerase II-specific; RNA polymerase II cis-regulatory region sequence-specific DNA binding
Source: RefSeq, a predicted model, not a curated record